This is a messenger RNA of Penicillium riverlandense, 2310 nucleotides long. RefSeq lists its product as uncharacterized. NCBI's taxonomy places the organism in Eukaryota, Fungi, Ascomycota, Eurotiomycetes, Eurotiales, Aspergillaceae. The record is from RefSeq and is a predicted model, not a curated record. Bases 1 to 2310 code for a protein of 769 amino acids. Gene Ontology annotation, molecular function: RNA polymerase II cis-regulatory region sequence-specific DNA binding; DNA-binding transcription factor activity, RNA polymerase II-specific; zinc ion binding. Gene Ontology annotation, biological process: DNA-templated transcription; positive regulation of transcription from RNA polymerase II promoter by galactose. Gene Ontology annotation, cellular component: nucleus. The transcript is spliced from 3 exons.
AUGUUCCACACCUUCGAGGGCUUUGAGAAUCCCGGGGCCACCACGCCCGCCCGCCGGCCCAGCACGGAGCGCCGCGAGUCUGUCGGCCGCCGUGUCACCACCCUGCGCGCCUGCACCUCGUGUCGCCAUCGCAAGAUCAAGUGUGAUGGCGAGAAACCGUGUGAAGCCUGUCGCUGGUACAAGAAAUCUGAUCAGUGUCACUACUCCGAUCCGCGUCCGUCACGCAGACAUGUCGAGAAACUGUCCACCACGCUGGACGAGUACCGCAGCGUGCUAAGCAGAUUAUUCCCCAAUCUCGCGCCGGAGUCGCUGGUGAAUCUGCCGCGGGAGAAAUUGCUCGAGCUCACAUCGGCCACGCACUCCCAAGUCUCAGGGUUUAAUCUGCCGCACCCGGCCUCGCCUGCCACUUCGCCGUCGGUGGAAGCGCAUGUCUCCCCGCUGUCAAAUGAAGAUGACAACCUUGAGGCCCUGCAGACCAUGCCCGAGGAGCUGCCCGACAGCCGCCAUGCCAGUUCCGGGGAUUUGCUGGUCGAGGGUGUGUCGGACGACGUGAACGCCCUGUCCCUCUCGGCCAGGCAGCCCUCUUCUUAUUUGGGGCUUUCGUCCAUCCAGGCCGCCCUGAAAGUCAUUGUCUGGCUGGACCCCGGCGCCGUUACGUACUUUGCACGCACACCGGCAAACGGUCAGGAGUAUGCAACCACCGAGCCGUCCGGAUGGCAGCAUCAGCCGGUGACACCGCCGCAGGCGCGCAUCCCGCCCACGGAAAUGCAGAUGCUCGAUGCCUAUUUCCUCUAUUUCCAGGCAUUUGCGCCGUUGAUUGACGAGCAGUCAUUCCGUGAGACGUACCUGACCGGUCGCCGGAGGGACGACUACUGGCUUGCGCUCCUUAACAUCGUUCUCGCCCUGGGCAGCAUCGCGGCAACGGGCCACGAUGACCGAACACACCGGACGUAUUUCCUUCGCUGCAAAAGCCACUUGAGCCUAAGCUCUCUGGGCGACCAGCACUUGGAGACCAUCCAAGCACUGGGUCUCAUCGGCGGCUGGUACUGUCACUACAUCAGUCAACCCCAUUUGGCAUGGUCCCUGAUGGGAGCCGCCUUGCGGAUGGCGUCCGCUCUGGGGAUGCAUAAAGAGUUCACUGAUACUCGCCAGCAGCCUAGCCCAGCCAGGAUUGCUUCGAUGGACCUCAAGCGCCGUGUCUGGUGGUCUUUAUUCUGCAUGGACACAUGGGCAGGCAUGACCCUGGGCCGUCCCACCAUGGGCCGCUUUGGUCCUAAUAUCACUGUCCGGCCACCUCACUGUCGAGACAAGGAAAACGUCCUCGAUAUCCUCCCGCUGGUCGAGAACAUCCGAUUCGCCAAGAUCGCGACUCAAGUCCAGGACUCACUCGCAGCAGCGCCGCUGGUCAAACCCCAAGAAAUGGCCCAUGCCGAUGCCCAACUCCUCGACUGGUGGGAGAACCUCCCCUCCGUGCUGAAAGACCACGAGCCAAUCUCCGAGUCAAUCAACACCGUCCGCACCGUCAUGAGAUGGCGCUACUACAAUCAGCGCAUGCUCCUCUACCGACCAACGUUGCUCAGCUAUGCCAUGCGACGUGUACCCUACAUCGCGCUCCGCGCAGAAGAGCGCACCGCCAUCCAAAAAUGCCGCGAGGUGGCCGAGUUGUCUAUCCAGAACAUCGCCGCCACGGCUCAGCUCAAUCAACUGUGCGGCUGGAAUGCCGUCUGGUGGACUUUCCAGGCCUCCCUGGUGCCAUUGAUUGGUCUCUUCCUCAAUGAUCCCACCGCCGAUGACCCGCGGGCCUCCAUCGAGUCCUGCCAGGCGCAGGUCGAGACCGCCAUGAUGACUCUGGCACGUAUGCAAUCCUAUGGCCAUACGGCGAAGCGGUCGCUGGACUCUCUGUCGCGCAUCUACGAGGCUAGCAAGCGGGGCGACGACUUCCAUGGCUCGGACUCCGUCGCGACCUCUCUCCCUGCAGGAAACUAUCCCGCUGGCCGGGAUACGUCUAUGAUGUUUCCGAUGCAGGAUGCCGCUCGUGGCGGGUUCUCUUUCGGGGAGAAUGGGUUUAUUGAGCCAUUGGCUACCCCGUUUGGUGACGACAAUGGCGGCCAGUACUUGUUUGAAUACCUCAGCUGGGGUGACAACAGUCUCUGGCCCGGAAUUACUGAAACUGACGUCCGCGGUGACAGUAUGCCUUUGUUCACGCCGGACCACGAGAAAGGCCCCAAAUACGGCGCCCCCCAGCCGUAUUUUGGGCCAAUGACCGACUCGGGCUAUUUUGUCAAUAGUACACCCAACACCUAUCUUUGA